AUGAAGGAGUUUUUUGAAAAUGAGAGUAAGGAGAGAAGGGCAAGCAGGUUGAGGCCCAAGAGCUCUUCUCCACCAGCUCCUGAGAAUCAAGUAAAGAUCUCUCCAAACCCAAGUUCCGAUUUUGUUCACGAAACCGAUUCUCCUUGCAAAGAAAUGGAUCUUUCUCCCAGAACAAACAAAAUCUAUGCUUUUCUCAGCAAAGCAUAUGACAUUGUUGAUGAUCCUUCCACUGACAAUAUAAUCUCCUGGGGACCAAAUGGCACCACGUUCAUAGUCUGGAAACCGCUAAAAUGUCAAAGAGACCUUCUUACACAACACUUGGGAGUCACAAGUUUUGCAAGAUUCCUAGGAUAUUGUAGGGCUUUAGCAAGACUGUAUCUGGAUUCUGGACAACAGUUGGAGUCUGAACACCCUGACUUUGUGAAGGGCAACCCUGAGCUUUUGGAGAAGAUUGGUGAUCGCUAUGUCGCCAAGUUGAGAGCUUCUUAUGCGAAGAGGUACAAGCCUUUAGAGGAUCAGCUUAAAAAUGCAAAGGAAGAGUGGGAUCUAGCAGUGAAGGAGCAGAAUGAGUUUUUUGAAAAUGAUAGUAAGGAGAGAAGGGCGAUCAGGCUGAGAAUGGAGAACCCUCCACUAACAGCUGAACAAGUUCCGGAGAAUCAAGUGCAGCAUAAUGGAACUUGA
Molecule: messenger RNA, 681 nt
Organism: Eruca vesicaria subsp. sativa (arugula)
Lineage: Eukaryota; Viridiplantae; Streptophyta; Magnoliopsida; Brassicales; Brassicaceae
Source: the annotation of a GenBank genome assembly